Messenger RNA from Lithohypha guttulata, 2106 nucleotides. RefSeq lists its product as uncharacterized. Gene Ontology annotation, molecular function: spindle pole body-nuclear membrane anchor activity. The transcript has a single exon. Gene Ontology annotation, cellular component: spindle pole body; nuclear pore transmembrane ring. Bases 1 to 2106 code for a protein of 701 amino acids. Lineage: Eukaryota; Fungi; Ascomycota; Eurotiomycetes; Chaetothyriales; Trichomeriaceae. Gene Ontology annotation, biological process: spindle pole body localization; nuclear pore organization. The record is from RefSeq and is a predicted model, not a curated record.
AUGGCGUCGCCAAUGCCAGGCCCUGCCAAACCACGGCCAUAUCGCCGCUUCCUCACCUCUGCUCUACACACUCGAUUCGUACACGCUGCGAGCCUUGCGCUGAUAUGGCACCAAGUCCUUGCUGGCCUUGCAAGUGAUUGGUAUACAGGUGUUCCAGCCUUUUUCUGGGCCUUUUUCCCCAUUGGCCCAUCUGGUAUCAAAGCACUACUUUUCACCAUAAGCAGCCUAUUUGUCUUCUUACUACAAAUCUCAAAUCUCAAAUUCGGACAUCGAUGUACCCCUUCAAACUGGAUCACCAUCAAGAUCCUCUUCUCGAGCUACUCGACCUACGCCGUGCUGUUCUGGUACACAAUCUCCGCAUUCUGGUUCUGUGAAGCCUUCGUGUUCACAUCUCCUCCAUCACAAGAGCUGGGCUGGAUCAUCAAUGGUGGUUAUGGCGCUCCAGACAAACUGAACGAACGACCCAUCUAUUUCCGCAUCUUCUUCAUUAUCAUCGCUGUCAUCCAGUCCUUCCUACACCUCUAUCAGGAUGCCUCUUCCGCACCCCGAUAUACGAAGGAAGAAUCUUCAGAUACAAAGGUCGCUUCUCUUGGAGCUUGGUUGAUGCCACAAGUCAGUGUCAUGUUCAGAACUGCUGUCCUUUCCUCAGGAAUUGCUUCGAUCCUUGGCCCAUUUUUCUACAAUGGUUUCUUGAGAAACUCCCUGUGGAAAUCGCAUAUCGUCGUUGCAAGAUUAAUAGCGAGCAUUGCCAGGUCCGAGGCCAACCCUCCCGAUUCCUUUUAUGUCGGCGGAAUCAUGUUGUACGUCUUCUUGUGGGGCUUUGCACUGUCAUUGACCUGGCAGAUCGACCUCGCUCUAUUCAAGCGCUUCAUGAUGCAACAACCAAUAAGGAACGGCGUUCCUCUCAGUACCUUGAGCAAAGAUCCGAAUGGCACUCUCUUGCAAGGACUCAAGACCACGAAUCAGACAGUCAAGACGUUCGCUUUCUGGGAACUUCACCUUAUCGCUACUAAGUAUCCUGAGCGUCGUAAAGCUAUCUUCGCUGAUAUCGAGCGACCUUCGCAACCACCCAUGUUCUUACAAAUGCUGACUGCUGGUCUUGACGUCGUGAAGGCAAUGGAAUCUCGCAUGAAGGAGCUGGUCUCUUCACCUCCACUACCCUCCACCAAUGCUCAAGGUGGUCCUCUUCCUGAUGAGAAUUUGCAGCACCUGCCACGUAUAUUGCCAAACCCUACUCCUGCCAAGGUGUCUAUCUAUCAACAGCCAGCUUCUGCCACUACGCUGCCUCAACGUGCAGGAAACUUCAUCUCAUACGAAGCCAAGCAGAUUGGCUCCUCUCCUGAUGCUUGGCAGCCUCCAGUGGAGAAAGGCAAGCAACUUGCUAUAGAAUACUCUUCUCCUGCCAGGGAGACCUUGCAUUCUCGUAUCGACCAGGCGCAGCAAUCUCCAAUCGGCCGCUACCUUCUUACCUCUCCCAGACGCUUGAUUCUGUCUGCUAUUCUGGGUACACCCACUGCCACUCCUACACUUACAUUGCAUGCUAUUAAUUCCAUCACCACCCUUCUUGUCGAAAGCCUACACGAGGACGAGUAUGGCAGGGCUAUUCACAGUGUGCCGUCGACUGUGCAGACAUUCAUGAACAGCAUCCUGGCAAUAGCAGGUUUUGUUCACAAGCACACAAAUGGUACCACCUUAGGCAUUGAAGGUGAUAACGAGUUGGGAGAAGUAGAUGCGAUAUUUAAAGCCCUAAAGUCAAACUUGGAAAAGCUGCUUGAUAGAUUUCAAGGCUUCGUCGCUGGUGAUGGCCUAAGUAUUCGUGACCUCAACGAGGCGCAAAAGGCAACCAAACUGCAAGACUUAUUCGACAAUUCCACAGCAAGUGAGGAAACAAAAGUCGGCCGUCAAAAUAGCAGCGGCAGUGCAUCGCAACCGACAAGACCACAAAUGGAGGAGGUCGGUAAUAACCGCAGACCUUCCAACAACAAUCAACCACGACGCAAAACACAAGCAGAAAUAGAAGCCGAAAGGGCAGACAAGAAUCGACCAGGCCGCUUGUUUCCUCAGCUUGACAAAGGUAGCAAAUACCGAGAAAGUCGCAAGCAGUAA